AUGGACGUUCCCGGCUUUGCAUUGGUUACAGGCGCAGCCUCUGGCAUCGGCAGAGCAUGUGCUCGCGGUUUCGCCCAAGAAGGUUCCGCCGGUAUCGCAUUACUAGAUCUCAACGCAGACGCACUCAAGACCGUUAAAGAGGAAAUCGAAGCCGAGUUUGGGAAAGAUCGCAAGAUUGAGUUGCUCACAUAUCCCAUCAACAUUGCCAACGAGGAGGAAGUCAUCAAGGUCGUCAACGAAGCCGCCGCCAAGUUCGGCAGGCUGGACUACGUUGUUAACGCCGCUGGCAUCGCCAUCAAGCACCAGGGUGGCGCCGCGUUCGCCAAGACGGAAGACUGGCAACGGGUCCUCGACGUGAACAUUAACGGAACAUUUUACGUCCUGAGAGCAGCGGCGCAGAUUAUGUUGAAGCAAGAGCCAAUUUUGUCAACGAUUGACGGCAGACCUUUGCAAAAGGGGUCCAUUGUCAACUUUGGCUCUAUCCAGGGUGUUGUGGGCAUCACACUCUCUACGGCAUACACGACGACGAAGCACGCUGUCAUCGGUCUGACCCGCACUGCGUCCGAGGACUACGCGAACCAGGGCUUGCGAAUUAAUGCCAUUUGCCCUGGAUACACCGAGACGCCAAUGACGACUAAGAACCCUGAGGUGUUGAAGGCGAUGGAGGAGAGAGUUUCGACCGCGGUGCCGAUGCAGAGGAUGGGAAGCCCAAAGGAGAUUGCCGAUGGUGUUUUAUACUUGGCUGGUGGCAGGAGCUCGUUUGUGACUGGGUCUGCGCUGAUGGUUGAUGGAGGUUAUACUUCGAGAUAG
Molecule: messenger RNA, 810 nt
Organism: Colletotrichum godetiae
Lineage: Eukaryota; Fungi; Ascomycota; Sordariomycetes; Glomerellales; Glomerellaceae
Product: dehydrogenase with different specificitie
Exons: 1
Coding region: 1-810 (269 amino acids)
Molecular function (GO): oxidoreductase activity
Source: RefSeq, a predicted model, not a curated record